GGAAGGAGGGGGGUGGUGGGUGUGGAGAAAAAAGUGAGAAGGAAAUCCAAACCCUCCCCAGCUGCAGCAGCAAGAAGAGGAGUCCUUGGAAUAUACCCAGAGACUGAGACAGAGAGAGGGGCAAAGGGACCGACAGGCGGCUGGGAGACCCAGCAAAUCACCUCCCCAGCCAGGCAAGCCUCCUGGAGGCCCUUCCAGCCCCACAGCCUGCUCUCCCCUCACUCUGCAGCUUCCCAGAUGAGGCUGAAGGACUGAGCAGGGGGGGUGGCUGUACCCCCACCCCAAGCCAACCCAACCCAACCACACCACACCAGGCCAUUCCCCUCGUCUCGAACCUUGGAAGAAGCUGAGAAGGAAUUCUCGUUCAUGAGGGAGAGGCUGUGCCCCCUCCUCCUCCUCCUCCUUCCUCCUUUUGCUGUUUCCCAGAAAGAACUCCACUCCAACCAGAGUCGUCGUCCCCCCCCUUCUCACUCUUAUUCUUUCUGAGAUUGUGAAUGAUGGACUCUGACUCCAUACUGCAUGACAAGAUAGUGGAAUACAUGAACGCAUCUGGACGCGAUGACCUUAAUGAUGCUGAACCCCCUAAGAAACUUGUUUUGGGAAAGAACACAUUUCAUCAGACAAAACUCAGCAAUGGGACCCCGAGUAUGAUCGCAGUGAAGCAGCAUACACCUUCAAGCAGCUAUGAGAAACAGAAGGAACAGUGUGUGAAAUACUUUGACCAGUGGACAGAAACUGAUCAGGUGGAAUUUGUGGAGAACCUGAUUUCCCGAAUGUGUCACUAUCAGCACGGUCACAUCAAUUCUUACCUGAAACCCAUGCUGCAGAGGGACUUCAUCACGGUGCUCCCAGCCCGUGGCCUGGAUCACAUCGCGGAGAACAUCCUGUCAUUCCUGGAUGCCUGCUCCCUGUGUGCAGCCGAGCUGGUCUGUAAGGAAUGGUACCGGGUCAUCUCGGACGGCAUGCUCUGGAAGAAGCUGAUGGAGCGGAUGGUGCGCACGGAUUCCCUCUGGAAGGGGCUGUCAGAGAGGAGGGGAUGGAUCCAGUAUCUGUUCAAAAACAAGCCCUCUGAUGGGAUCUCCCCUCCAGACUCCUUCUACAGAUCGCUCUAUCCCCAGAUUAUACAGGACAUUGAGACCAUUGAAUCCAACUGGAGGUGUGGUCACCAUGGCUUACACCGCAUCCACUGCCACAGUGAAACCAGCAAAGGUGUUUAUUGUUUACAGUACGAUGAUCAGAAAAUUAUCAGCGGUUUACGAGACAACACUAUCAAGAUUUGGGAGAAGAACACACUGGAAUGUAAGAAUGUUCUGACAGGGCAUACUGGCUCCGUACUGUGUCUGCAGUAUGACGACAAAGUGAUUAUCACUGGCUCCUCAGACUCCACAGUCAGAGUGUGGGAUGUUGGUACAGGUGAGAUGUUAAACACACUGAUCCAUCACUGUGAGGCAGUGCUGCAUCUCCGUUUCACCAACGGGAUGAUGGUCACCUGCUCCAAGGAUCGAUCCAUUGCCGUGUGGGAUAUGAGCACGUCCACGGACAUUACCUUACGCCGGGUCCUGGUUGGUCACAGGGCAGCUGUAAACGUGGUCGAUUUUGAUGAUAAGUACAUUGUAUCUGCUUCAGGAGAUCGCACAAUCAAAGUGUGGAACACUGGCUCCUGUGAGUUUGUCCGAACACUGAAUGGCCAUAAGCGAGGGAUUGCCUGCCUGCAGUACAGGGACAGGCUAGUGGUCAGUGGAUCCUCUGACAACACAAUCCGGUUGUGGGACAUUGAGUGUGGAGCGUGUCUGCGGGUUCUUGAGGGUCAUGAGGAACUCGUUCGGUGUAUUCGUUUUGACAACAAGCGAAUAGUUAGUGGAGCCUAUGACGGGAAGAUAAAAGUCUGGGACCUAAUUGCUGCUUUAGACCCUCGCUCCCCAGCCGGCACACUCUGUCUGCGAACAUUGGUGGAGCAUUCCGGGAGAGUUUUCCGACUGCAGUUUGACGAGUUCCAGAUUGUGAGUAGUUCACAUGACGACACCAUUUUGAUCUGGGAUUUUCUCAAUGUGCCCUUGGAACAAGGUGAUGGAACACAGUCAGCACCCCGCACAUACACCUAUGUUUCCAGAUAGGUGCAGCCUACCCAUCGUCAGAACUAUCACGGAUAUCCAACAUAAAGCUUUUAGGCACUUAAAAAAAAGAAACAAAAUUGAUCCUGAGCCACAUAUUCAUAAAAAGCAGCAGUCAUUGUGAAGGGGACUGGUUUCUCGUGAUGUGGGCCAGCGAGCGGUGAGUGUCAGCUGAACGGAGACUCAGCGUCUACCUGAGCACCGAGAAGGAAUCAAACCCCAGCCAUCAUCACAUCCACGCCAAGAAGGUUUGACUGGAUCUCCACCUCCUGUCCAAGUAACAGCCACCUUACCCAGUUAGUUCUGUACAUGUGUCCGGACUGAUUUCUUGAAGAAUGUUCACUAUGAAGAAGAAAGUGAAAAGGGAACAGUCAGAAACGAUUGUGACGUUGGUUAGAGCUUGUGUUGAAAUGACCAAAUCUGGACUGUUGCAGUCACUGUGUUUCUGUCUCCUCCUCAGGAUCAGAGUAGGCCCAAGUUCCCUGACAGUCGGCCCAGGUUUGAGGUGGAGUUGCUCCCAGUGUCUCAGGAGGAAGCUGUUUGGAGGCGAGCCCUUUUUCCCCGGGGAAUCCGAGGGGAGGUGCUGCCCUGGGAGAGAUUGAAACAAGUUUCUUCCAAGUCAUGCCCCACCUUCAUUGCUGUUGGGAAGUGCAGUUUUACUCAGGCUGACCUGUGAUACCAUGGUCCCCCAGUCACUGGGACAUGAGGGGGAUAUCUGCACCUCCCCAAAGUGGGGCUUCCACACCAGAAUACCAUAGUGUGCUUCCUCAAGUCACUGUGCUAAGUCAGUAAGAGGCUGAUGGUCUCCCAUCUCCUGGAUGUUCACAGAGAAAUACUGGGCUCUGUGAAUGGGUCAUGAGAGGGACCAGUCACUGGGUAUAUCAGCAUGGCCACAAGGACAUUGGGUGCCACCAACUCCACUUGUCCAUCUCAUUAACCCAGGCCAAGUAGGGACCGAAACACAAUCAGGGAGCACGCACACGCACGAAGGGGGUGGGUGGGGUGGGGGGAGAGGAGGAGAGAGAGAGAUACACACAAAUAGAGGCAGACACCUGAAAUUGGGACCAGUCUGAUGCACAUCUGCCCUGGUUCAGCAUGGUCAGGCAUCGCCCCAUUUCGAUCCUGUUUGGGCAUUGGGGGUUGAUUUGGUCUUUCACCUGCUCCCAAACAGUCCCUGAUUCCCAAAUGGAGGACAGAGUCAGGCUGGGCUGGGAUCCAGCCACAGAACUGCUCCCCUGGUUAGGAACCAGAGCCACGUGCUCUGGAGUCACGGGCAGCUGUACCCAGGCGGAGCAAGUGACUGAAUCCUUGUGGCGCACAUGUAACAGAGAUGGGGGCGGGGGGGGUGGCCAAUAGGAGGACGAGCUCAGAGAAAAGGCAACAGUGCAGAUGUGGAUCUCGCCUGGCUGACCUCACCGCUGCUGAUGUUAUAUCGUUGUAUGUGCUCACCUUGUGACUGAGCAAAAGGUGAUGUGUGGUGUCUGCGAGAAGCCAAUGUGCAAUGGAAAGUUCCUCUUGUACAGUUUGUGUAUAGUACCUUGUGUUUAGUUUAUUUUUAAAGGUCUCCUCUAUAAAAGCUUGCUUUUAAUCAUUGA
Messenger RNA from Chiloscyllium plagiosum (whitespotted bambooshark), 3706 nucleotides. Its product is annotated as F-box/WD repeat-containing protein 1A-like. The record is from RefSeq and is a predicted model, not a curated record. Gene Ontology annotation, molecular function: protein dimerization activity. NCBI's taxonomy places the organism in Eukaryota, Metazoa, Chordata, Chondrichthyes, Orectolobiformes, Hemiscylliidae.